AUGGUUCAGAGCACUCGCCAAUACGAGUGCAUUGUCUUAGGGGCCACUGGCUACACAGGAAAAUACACCUGUGAGCAUAUUGCCUCCAGUCUGCCGACUGAUCUAAAGUGGGCCGUUGCCGGACGUUCAGAGAGCAAGCUUAAGCAAGUCGUGGAUGAGAUCCGGCCGUUAAACGCAGAUAGGCUCCAGCCUGCAAUCGAGGUCGCCCAGCUCAGCAAAGACGAUCUAGUCGCUCUGGCCAGGAAGACUAAAGUCCUCAUCAGUACUGUGGGACCGUAUCACAAAUAUGGCACGCCGGUUGUUGAAGCCUGUGUAGAGACGGGCACUCACUACCUUGACUGCACAGGAGAAGUGCCUUGGGUCUAUGACUUGAUUCAGAACUAUCACACAAAAGCACAGCAGAACGGCGCUAUCAUCAUCCCUCAGAACGGCAUUGAGAGUGCGCCUACAGAUCUCAUGUGCUGGAGCCUGGUGUCACAUCUUCGACAGACCCUCGGUGUUGGCGCGAAGGAAAUCGUGCAGGUCACUUACGACAUGAAGGGCACGCCCAGCGGCGGCACACUUGCAACAGUCUUGACCCUAUUCGAUUCAUACAGCCUCAGCCAUCUUCAGAAGUCCGGACGUCCAUGGUCUCUCAGUCCGAUCAAGCGCUUAGGUAGUGUUCCCAGCCGUCCACUGCUUGAGCAAAUUACUGGUGUGCGAGAAGUCUCGGACCUUGGUACUUUGACGGACAGUCUACAAGGCCCUGCCGAUAUCCCAAUCGCCAACCGAUCUUGGGCCUUGAUAGAAGGCGGCAAGUUUUAUGGCCCAAACUUUCAUCUAACCUGCUACACUCGUACACGAAAUGCAGUCACAGGGCUCCUCGUGCACGUGGCCAUGACUGUAGGUUUCCUUGCUAUUCUGUUGCCCCCGGUACGGUGGGCUCUGCAGCGCUUCGUCACGCAGCCUGGAUCAGGUCCAAGCAAGGAGGACGUUAAGAACGACUAUGUCGAGUGGCGUGCCAUUGCCCAUGCGGAUGUCCAAGACUCGAACGAUCCCAAACGAGCGGAAGCUCGCAUGCGAUGGCAGGGCAGCAUGUAUCUGCUGACAGGCGUCUGCCUGGCUGAAGCUGCGGUGACUAUAGCUCGAAACAAAACAAUGGCACAUGAGCUCGGUGGCGGGGUCUUGACUCCUGCAACUCUGGGUGCGCCGUACCUCGAGCGUCUGCAAAAAGCUGGGGUCGAGCUGGAGGUCAAGAUGUUGCCAUGA
This is a messenger RNA of Recurvomyces mirabilis, 1248 nucleotides long. RefSeq lists its product as uncharacterized. Gene Ontology annotation, biological process: glycolipid biosynthetic process. Gene Ontology annotation, cellular component: lipid droplet; mitochondrion; plasma membrane. The transcript is spliced from 2 exons. Bases 1 to 1248 code for a protein of 415 amino acids. The record is from RefSeq and is a predicted model, not a curated record. Lineage: Eukaryota; Fungi; Ascomycota; Dothideomycetes; Mycosphaerellales; Teratosphaeriaceae.